Desarmillaria tabescens is the source of this 1376-nucleotide messenger RNA. RefSeq lists its product as uncharacterized. The record is from RefSeq and is a predicted model, not a curated record. NCBI's taxonomy places the organism in Eukaryota, Fungi, Basidiomycota, Agaricomycetes, Agaricales, Physalacriaceae. Bases 12 to 1376 code for a protein of 454 amino acids. The transcript is spliced from 8 exons.
CAAAGUCUACCAUGACAUUGCAUCCGACUAAAGGGACUGAAGCCUAUUACUUCCACUAUACCUCAAGUUGCGACGUAUCAGUUGAAGAAAUCUGCUGGAAUGAAGGCAAAACUCAGCAAAUUGACGCAAAUCAGUACCCAUCUGUUGCCAGAAUCAUGGAUGACCCAAAUUACACAACCAAGUAUCUCGUUGCCGAAGCACGACAGCUCAUCAAGGAUUAUCAGGGCGAUAGUCCGAGAUGGUUCUCUGCCUUGGGUGGUAGCCUCAUUUCCGUUAUAUCUGCUGUGCUAGACUGUGCCUUUAACAGUGGUGGUGACCGUGGCCUUCGCUAUGUCAGUUCAGCUAUAUACACCUGCAAAGGGAACUUAGACUCGAGCACGACCCAUCGCAUCAGUCAAUUGGCCUUGGCGUGGUUUGCUUAUUUCCUAUGGCCGUUUAAAGCGUUAAACUGGUACUCAAAACUGGUAGUUCAAGAAACCGACAAGGAGGAGCUUCCUUUGCCUCUAUAUGAGCUACGACAACAGAACUAUCGUUGCCCCAUAACGGGCGUGGUGGAAAUGGGACAUCCUAAACUUCCAGGCGAUAUGACAAGCACACUGGGGAUUUUUCAUAUCCUCGAAAGACCCAUCAUAGGUUUUGAGAAGUUCGACUUCUUCGAGCCCAUCACACGAGAGAUUAUAGAGAAUUAUUUCCCGACGCUGGACCUGGAUUCACUCCCGGAAGAUCCCAGUAAUGCCAUUGCUCUUGAGCGUAACACGUACACAAAUUUCACCGACUUGAGGAUGUCCCUCAAGGCAACUGCGAACGCCAACGAAUACAGGGUAGAGACCUACGGAGAAUGCCUAUGGGCCGCGCCCCUACCAGCGGUCAUCGUCAUCAAGGAGGCCGACCCACAAUAUCUCCGUUCACAUUCAUGCGUAGCAGACGUACUCCACCAAAGUGGCGCGGGGAGAGUCAUUGAUAAGAUUCUAGGAUGCCUGCCCCAACGAACGAGCGCCGUACAUCCAGCAGACAUAAUAGAUCUCCAGGGAGUCUUGGACAUACUGGGACUCCGCUUCUUGAUAAGGAAGAUUUGGACUCAAGGAUUUGUGAAAGACGAUAUAACCAAUGAGCACAUUAAAAAGGAGCCCCAAGAACGAAAGGGUCCUACAGACCUGUCCUUCCGCUCCAUGAAUUUCCCAGUACCUAUCUUUUCCCAAGAGCCGCUUCCAGAUGAAUGGGAAAAUGGCCAAUGCAUAGGACACGAUGCCGAAAUAGUGAUGAGUAUGGUUGAUGAAACUGGAAGUGAAACGGGCAAUCCGGCUGGGGUGCGAAUGGACUCGCUUCACUUAUUCAUACAGGAAGAACAGUGUAAGAACUUGAAGAGAAAGAGGUGA